This is a messenger RNA of Eucalyptus grandis, 1237 nucleotides long. RefSeq names its product protein EXORDIUM-like 2. NCBI's taxonomy places the organism in Eukaryota, Viridiplantae, Streptophyta, Magnoliopsida, Myrtales, Myrtaceae. The record is from RefSeq and is a predicted model, not a curated record. The transcript has a single exon. The coding region runs from base 70 to 963 and encodes 297 amino acids.
CUUCAUAUCUUUUCCCACUCCUCUCUCUACUCUCUCUACUCUCUCUGUGAAAGCUUCGAGGCCGCGUCAAUGGCGUCUAACUCUCUCGUACUUCCUCUCUUCUUCUUCCUCGUCAUCCUCUUCUCGAGCUCCAUCUCCUCCUCCUCCGCCGCCCUUGUCCAGCAACAACCUCUCGUCCUCAAGUACCACAACGGAGCUCUGCUCAAGGGCAACAUCACCGUCGACCUCGUCUGGUACGGUCGCUUCUCCCCCACCCAGCGAUCCGUCAUCGUCGACUUCAUCCGCUCCCUCGGCUACGCCCGCUCCCCUCCCCCCUCCGCCGCCUCCUGGUGGCGCACCACCGAGAAGUACAAGGGCGGCGGCUCCAACCUCGUCGUCGGGAGGCAGGUCCUCCACGAGGCGUACACCCUCGGGAAGUCCCUCAAGAACCGCCACCUCCGCGCCCUCGCCGGCAAGUUCAAUGCCGCCCCGGGCACCAUCACCGUAGUCCUCACGGCAGCGGACGUCGCCGUGGAGGGGUUCUGCAUGCGGUGCGGGACGCACGGGUCGGCGCGGCCCGGGUCGGCGUUCGUGUGGGUGGGGAACUCGGAGACGCAGUGCCCGGGGCAGUGCGCGUGGCCGUUCCACCAGCCCAUGUACGGCUCGCAGACGCCGCCGCUGGUGGCGCCGAGCGGCGACGUCGGGGCCGACGGCAUGGUGAUCAACCUGGCGACGCUUCUCGCCGGCGCCGUCACGAAUCCGUUCGGGAGCGGGUACUUCCAGGGCCCGGCGGACGCUCCGCUGGAGGCGGUGUCGGCGUGCACGGGGAUAUACGGGUCGGGCGCGUACCCGGGCUACCCAGGCCAGCUGCUGGUCGACAAGGCGACCGGCGCGAGCUACAACGGCCACGGGCUCGGCGGCCGGAAGUUCCUGCUGCCGGCGAUGUGGGACCCGGAGACGUCCGCGUGCAAGACUCUCGUGUGAUUUGGGCUGGGAAUGAGCGACGGUCGGUGUCGACUGUCGUGAGGUGCGAGCGAUGUGGAAUAACGAUGAAUUCGCUCGUUUUUCUUUGGAGUUUCUCUAUUUUUUCCCCUUAAUUUUUCUUUGGCACCUGUUGUGGUAGGAGUUAAAAUUGAAUCUAAAAAGGGGAAGAAGAAAAUAUGUACAAAUUUCAAAAGUUCAAAUUGAGAGGUGGUGAAAUAUUGUCUUUAUAUAAAGAGUUUAAAACUCGAAUGUAAGUGACGCACUCUUGGCUUCU